This is a messenger RNA of Gastrolobium bilobum, 900 nucleotides long. RefSeq names its product glycolipid transfer protein 1-like. Gene Ontology annotation, cellular component: cytosol; cytoplasm; membrane. Lineage: Eukaryota; Viridiplantae; Streptophyta; Magnoliopsida; Fabales; Fabaceae. Bases 93 to 701 code for a protein of 202 amino acids. The record is from RefSeq and is a predicted model, not a curated record. Gene Ontology annotation, biological process: ceramide transport; intermembrane lipid transfer. Gene Ontology annotation, molecular function: ceramide 1-phosphate binding; ceramide 1-phosphate transfer activity. The transcript has 7 exons.
CCUAUAAAUUUUGUUUUACGCCUGCAAUUUUUCUCAGUCUCAGAUCACCGUGGUCUUCCUCGUUCAAGCUUUUGUUACAUCAAAGUACAAAAAUGGAGGGGACUGUUUUCACUCCUGCAUUGGAAGGACUGAAGCUUGUAAAGUCUGAACAAGGAGAAAUUCUGUCUCAGCCUUUCUUGGAUGCGUGCAAGCAUAUACUGCCUGUUAUAGAUAAGUUCGGAGCUGCUAUGUCCCUUGUUAAAGCUGACAUAGGUGGUAACAUAUCGAGAUUGGAAUCUAAGUAUUCCUCCAAUCCAACCAGAUUCAACUACCUGUACAGUUUGGUGCAAGUAGAGGUUGAAACUAAAACUGCCAAGUCAUCAUCCAGUUGUACCAAUGGACUUCUUUGGCUUACAAGAGCAAUGGAUUUCUUGGUGGCAUUGUUCAGAAACUUAAUUGAGCAUGAAGAUUGGUCAAUGUCACAAGCCUGUACAGAUUCCUAUAACAAGACUCUAAAGAAGUGGCAUGGCUGGCUUGCUAGUUCAAGCUUCACUGUGGCGAUGAAGCUUGCUCCUGAUAGGAAGAAAUUCAUGGAGGUGAUACAAGGCACUGGUGAUAUCAGUGCUGACAUAGAGAAGUUUUGUACUACCUUUUCUCCUCUCCUUGAAGAAAAUCACAAGUUUCUGGCUCGUUUUGGCUUCGAUGAUAUGAAGGCGUCAUGAAGCAUGGAUUCAUGAUCAGAAGUCUCCUGAUGAGUGGCUGUUGCGUUCUCACUCUCAUUUCUUGUUGAGUCUUUAAACUCCAUGUUCCCCUAAACAAUCAUUCACUUUAAUCAUGUACCUCAAAUUACUUGUUUUCUGCUUGGUGGUAUAGAAUCUUUGGAUAAGUACAUUUGGUUUGGCUAGAAACAAACUUAUUGAA